This is a messenger RNA of Hypoxylon trugodes, 2457 nucleotides long. Its product is annotated as muts domain V-domain-containing protein. The transcript is spliced from 4 exons. Gene Ontology annotation, molecular function: ATP-dependent DNA damage sensor activity; mismatched DNA binding; ATP binding. Gene Ontology annotation, cellular component: nucleus. Gene Ontology annotation, biological process: chiasma assembly; mismatch repair. The record is from RefSeq and is a predicted model, not a curated record. Lineage: Eukaryota; Fungi; Ascomycota; Sordariomycetes; Xylariales; Hypoxylaceae. The coding region runs from base 23 to 2440 and encodes 805 amino acids.
GGUAAUAUUCUUAAAAUUCCAUAUGCAUCAAGCAUCACUAUUGAUGGGCAUUACAGGUGAUCUUCAAAGCGCAUAUAUCUUAAGGAACCUCAAUUCCGCCGACUUCCGCUAUGAUUCUGGGAAGGCAAGACUGUUAGGACUCAACCUUGAGACGUCUGGACGCCAGAGCUUACUUUACGCUUCUGUCGCCGAUAAUGUUGUGGAUGAAACUGAUGACUUCAAUGGGCAAGGGGACUCAAGGCUGGGCCGCCUGAUGCGCCUUGGAACUUCCAUCAACCUAGACAGCCGACUAACGAUCGGUUGCGCUGGAGCAGUUCUCGGUGAUCUUCAGCGAAGAAGAACUGUCAAUUACCUACCCAACGACCCUGACGCUUUGGUUGCGUUUAGGAUUAAGUCAGUCGAGAUGUUCGCUUUGUUUGACUCGAUGUUCGUGAACGCCAAUACCCUUGUGUCUCUUCAAAUUCUACAAUCCGAAUAUCACCCAAAUAGUCACCAAAGAGGCCCCAAUAACUCCGCCUCGGGCGCCAAAGAAAGUUUAUCUAUAUAUGGGCUUUUCCAACAUUUAGCCCGUACUCCACAAGGCAAAUUAAAGCUUCGCCAAACUUUUCUACGGCCCAGCACCGAUAUUGACUUGAUCCAUACCCGUCAGAAGGCUAUAUCGUUCUUGUUACGGCCGGGAAAUGCAGAGGCUCUUAUGCAGUUAAGCAACGAGCUAAAGAAAAUCAAGAACAUGAAGACAGUUAUAGCUCUUCUAGAAAAAGGCGUUGACAUUCCUGGUCGUAAAAUUUCCAUAGCUAACAAUGUCUGGGCUUCUCUACAGCGAUUUGCAGCUUACAGCUUACGACUCAGAGAUUCGCUUCGGACCCUACCAGGAGCUGAAAAGUUAGAGGUAAUUAGAAAGGUUAUUGAUACUAUUCAGCCAGUAGCCCUCUGUCAAGUAGGCGAGCUCAUUAGCCAGACCAUUGACUUUGAGCAGUCAAUAGAACGCGGAAGGACUGCUGUCAGACAGGAUGUCGAUGCUAACUUGGAUGAGCUGAAGCGGAGCUAUGAUGGGAUGGAACACUUCCUAACCAACGUCAUAGCAAAGUUGCGAGGCGAGUUGCCUGAAUGGGCGAGGAAGUACGUACAGAAUUGCAUCUUCUUCCCUCAACUAGGCUUUUUAACAGUAGUUUCUCUCAAUCCCGAUACGGGAAAAGGCAACUACGACGGCGAAGGGUUGAAAGAUUCUUGGGAGAGGAUGUUCGCAGCCGAAGGUUGCGUGUAUUACAAAAAUCGACAGAUGAAGGAGAUGGAUGAGCACUUUGGGGAUGCGUACUGCAUGAUUAUUGAUCGGGAGAUCGAGAUUAUUCACGAGCUCGCAGUUAAGAUUCUAGCACAACGUGAAGCUAUAAGCAUAGCCUCGGAUGUCCUUGGGGAGCUUGAUAGCCUGUUUGCAUUAGCAAUUGGCUGCGGCCAAUACAACUGGGUGGCACCUAGAAUGACGAGACAAAAUAUCAUACAUAUCGAAGGAGGGCGUCACCCGUUGCAGGAACUAGUAGUGCCGUCUUUCAUUGCGAACAAUUGUCAUGUCGCGGGUGGGCUAGGGGACCAAAAUGACGAAGUCCCGGAUGAGAGUUUAGAAGAGGACGAAAGGGUCUCGAUAGAACAACCCAGCACUCUCGUAUUGACAGGACCAAAUCAUUCUGGUAAGAGCGUAUAUCUCAAACAGGUUGCACUAAUUGUAUACCUAGCACAUAUUGGCUGUUUUGUUCCGGCUGAACGGGCUCGGAUCGGAAUCACGGAUCGUAUACUCACACGCAUUGCCACACGCGAAAGCGUGGCGAAGAACGAAAGCGCAUUCUCCAUUGACCUACGCCAGAUAGCGUUUGCGAUGAACUUUGCAACCCGCAGGAGCCUCGUGCUGAUAGAUGAAUUUGGCAAAGGUACGAAUAGUCUAGAUGGUGCUGGUUUGGUCACAGCGGUAUUGGACCAUUUCAUUUCCCUUGGUCCUGAGAGGCCCAAGGUUCUAGCUGCCACGCAUUUCCACGAAAUCUUUGAGGGCCAAUUUCUAGUGGAAACUCCGGAGCUAGCAUUCGGCCAUAUGGACGUCCGAAUGGACUUUGAUGCCCCUACCAUGGAAGAUCAAGUAACCUAUCUUUACCAACUUACUCCGGGUCGAAGCAUUUCAAGCUUUGGUAGUCGUUGUGCGGCGAUGAAUGGCAUCGAUCAAGCAGUGGUGGAGAGGGCCGAGUCAAUCAUGCUUAUGCUAGUCCGAAACGAAGAUCUUGAGGUCGUGUGUUCUAAGCUCUCGGACACCGAAAUGCAGAAGCUUGAAGAGGCCGAGACUGUCGCGCGAACUUUCCUUGAGCAAGAUAUCAAAGCACCACCAAGUAACGGAAAGGAUACGAAACGCCCCAGUGGAUGGUAUCGAAAGAUUCUCGAUGAGAUACUUGCCAAGUGAUUUGAUUUCAAAUCUCG